AUGAAACUUAUGUCCGCUCAUGACACAAGAACGUUGGAUACGGCGGUCGCCUUAGCAAACGAAAUUACUUCUAAAUCAAUGACGGGUUUGGACGAAACAAAAUUGCCGACGUCGCCGAGUGAACGACUAAAGUUUCAUUUUAAAUUUCCUCUAGUUUCACUUCAUCAUAAUAACCAUCACGAAGGUGAAAAGGAGAUAUGUGGGAAACGCAAUUUCAGCGAGGAAGCCAAUAGCGUUCCAAACAUUCAGGAAACGAUAACUGAAGAAUCAAGGAUGGUGUAUGCUAGCCUAGUUGAAGGGCCCACCUCAGCAAUUUCUACCAUCCAAUUGCCCCAAGAAAAUCCAUCUACUUCAACGAUUCCCAAGGAGACGCGAAACCAAUCGCCAAGAGUUAUUUUUAACUCCUUGCCAUCGACAUCGAGCGAGGUGAUCAUUAACCACACUAUCGAUGACACGCUCUGCAAUGAUGGCAACGAAAUCCCUCUGCCUCCACGGACCACCAAACCAAAACUAGUUGACAAGCCACGACACGUGCGAAAGCACCCACUUCGCUUCCCAAUUUGCUGUGAGCCACAACCUUCUCCGCUUGCAUCUAGGCCAAGACAAGCCCCCGUAAAUACCUACCAAAACAUUUGUACUGUAAUUAAGAACGAAUACUCGGAGGGCCCAGUACGCAACAACCCCUCCAUAAUGGACCCAGCAACCAACCCAUUCUAUCCGUCGUGUGCAGACACUAUUGAGUUGCCGGAUUUAUCAAAAAAUCCUUUCAUGUGCUAUUUAAGUAACUAUGACGCCGUAACGGAUGAGGGGGAAGAUCCUAUAUUCGAAGAAGUAUUCCUUAAAGGUGGUUCUUCUGGCGGCGAGAGGACUAAUCAUAAAGAUCACGUUUCAGUGGAGGAUCUCCUUCAAUUUGCUGAUAGAAAGCCGUCAUCGAAACAGAGAGGGGUGGAAUCUGAUGAAGUUAGAAUCAUGAAUAAGGUGCUAAAGGAGAUUUCACCCGAGGAGUGCCUUGAAGCGUUGGAAUUUACUGAUUGGAACAUACAUAUUGCCAUAAAGUUGCUUAAAAUGAAGAUUGCGGUUGCUGGAUCAGGAGAAACAAAAUUUGAAGAGUUGCAACAGGAAUUAGAAAGUGCGGAUGGUGAUGUACCGAAAGCAGCUGCGGCGUUUAUAAAUUUAAAUAAAAAGGAAGAUGUAUAA
Pieris macdunnoughi is the source of this 1197-nucleotide messenger RNA. The record is from the annotation of a GenBank genome assembly. NCBI's taxonomy places the organism in Eukaryota, Metazoa, Arthropoda, Insecta, Lepidoptera, Pieridae.